AUGGAUUUGACCCCUGAAGAAACCAACCUCAUCGAAAUCGCAAGAACAACAAUCAAUACUAUCCCUAAAUCAGACAACCACAGCGUAGCCAGCGCAGCCCUCUCAUCCAACGGCCAAGUUUUCACCGGCGUGAACGUGUUUCACUUCACAGGCGGACCAUGUGCCGAGCUCGUGGUCAUUGGUGUGGCUGCUAGUGUUGGGACUCCUCGUCUAUCGCAUAUCGUUGCUGUUGGGGAAGACGGCGGCGAUGGAGUUAUUCUCAAUCCAUGUGGUCGGUGUCGACAAGUGCUGCAUGAUUUGCAUCCUGGGAUUAGGACUAUCGUGCAGAAGGGUGGAAAGGUGAAAUCCGUUACGAUUGAAGAGUUGUUGCCUUAUUCUUAUGAGAUUAGGGAGUAA
Messenger RNA from Penicillium crustosum, 396 nucleotides. RefSeq names its product cytidine deaminase family protein. The record is from RefSeq and is a predicted model, not a curated record. Gene Ontology annotation, cellular component: cytosol. The transcript has a single exon. NCBI's taxonomy places the organism in Eukaryota, Fungi, Ascomycota, Eurotiomycetes, Eurotiales, Aspergillaceae. The coding region runs from base 1 to 396 and encodes 131 amino acids. Gene Ontology annotation, molecular function: cytidine deaminase activity; zinc ion binding.